Molecule: messenger RNA, 1675 nt
Organism: Talpa occidentalis (Iberian mole)
Lineage: Eukaryota; Metazoa; Chordata; Mammalia; Eulipotyphla; Talpidae
Gene: TMEM45B
Product: transmembrane protein 45B
Exons: 6
Coding region: 66-896 (276 amino acids)
Source: RefSeq, a predicted model, not a curated record
CACUCGGAGCGCGACGGGGACAGCGACGGCGCGAGGCGCAAGGCGCAGGUUGUCCUAAAACUGUAAUGGCAAACUUCAAGGGCCAUGCUCUCCCAGGGAGCUUCUUCUUGAUAAUUGGACUGUGGUGGUCAGUGAAGUACCCAUUAAAGUACUUUCACCAAAAAGGAAAACACAGCCAACCGACUCAUUAUUAUCGACGUCUGGAGAUCAUUGAGGCUGCCAUCAGAACUUUGUUUUCAGUCACUGGGAUCCUGGCAGAGCAGUUUGUUCCGGAUGGGCCCCACCUCCACCUGUACCAUGGAAAUGACUGGAUAAAGCUAAUGAACUGGCAGCACAGCACCAUGUAUAUAUUCUUUGCAGUCUCGGGAAUCAUUGACAUGCUCACCUUUCUCAGCACCCACAUUCCCUUGGGGCUGGACAAACUGUUUAUGGCUGUCGCAGCUUUCAAUGAAGGUUUUCUCUUCUACUACCAUGUUCACCACCGCCCGCCACUGGACCAGCACAUCCACUCGCUCCUGCUGUAUGCCAUCUUUGCUGGGACUUUCAGUAGCCUCUUAGAGAUAAUCUUUCGGGACAAUAUUGUGCUGGAACUUUUCCGAACCAGUCUUGUUAUUCUGCAGGGUACCUGGUUCUGGCAGAUUGGAUUUGUGCUAUUUCCACCUUUUGGAUCGGCUGAAUGGGACCAGAAAGAUGACGGAAACAUCAUGUUCGUCACCAUGUGCUUCUGCUGGCACUACUUGGCCUCCAUCUGCAUUAUGGCCGCCAGCUACACUCUUGUUUACUGCUUUAUGACUCGGCUAAAGAGACAGAGAGAAGGAGAAAUCAUUGGGAUUCAGAAGCUGACGUCAAAACACACUUACCAGAAAGCCCUCUUGAAUGGCUCAGAUGAGGAAUGAGAGGCAUCAUCAGCCAUUCUCAGAACCAGACAAUCUGUCCCUCUGAGCAUAGCGACCAGAGGUGCAGCACAUCUCUCUCCACAUGAAUGCUGCUUUCAAGGAUCUAUGUAUUGGAGUCUUCUCACAUAAUUGACGGGUCUGUAUUGGGUGGUAUCCAUAAAGAAAAAUGAAGGAAGCCUUUGUGUCUUGGUGUAAAGAGAAGUCAAAGGCCCUGAAAGUUUCAGCACAGGAAGUGGCCUCAUGAAUGAAUCCAGGAUAUAAAUCCUGCAGAACUUACCACUUUUGAUAAUCCUUUUUCUCUCCAGAAAGCAGGAACCUUCUUAUCAGAGUGAAUGACAGUGCCUUUAUUUUAGAGAUACAUUCCAACAUGUAUUUUUUAAAAGACAAGUCACAAGCUUUGGUAUUUUAAAUAUUGUUAUACAUCUCCUGGCCAGUGAAGUACUGGGUAGCAAUAGACUGCAAAUUGCACUAGGCUGGGUGGGAGGGGCUUGAAGUAGCUUUCAGUUUUACCUUGAGCCUGCUGUCUUAUUAAUCAUGCCAUUCCAGAGUAACGCAGUACCACUGCUGCUUAAGUGACAGCACUGGACCACACUAAUAACAAGGUAGAGAACAAUGCCAGGUUAUGGAAGUCUUUGAAUUUAAAUAUAGCUGAGAGUAAAGGACAAGAAUCCUGCAAAGAUCAUGAAUCCUGAACUAGUAACACAAAGUCUUGAUAUGCUACUCUAGGGCACUGGAUUUUUUUUUUAACUGCAACAAAUAUUUAUUAAACCUCUACUUUG